Molecule: messenger RNA, 4412 nt
Organism: Sphaeramia orbicularis (orbiculate cardinalfish)
Lineage: Eukaryota; Metazoa; Chordata; Actinopteri; Kurtiformes; Apogonidae
Gene: igfbp6b
Product: insulin-like growth factor binding protein 6b
Exons: 4
Coding region: 2405-3010 (201 amino acids)
Biological process (GO): regulation of insulin-like growth factor receptor signaling pathway
Cellular component (GO): extracellular region
Molecular function (GO): insulin-like growth factor II binding; insulin-like growth factor I binding; fibronectin binding
Source: RefSeq, a predicted model, not a curated record
AAUGUGUGUGUAUGUGUGUACUCUUUCAUUUCUUCACGUCCAAUAUUACAGAUAUAUCUACCCUUACCAACCACACAGUCAGGAGUACAGGAAGUUUACUUUUACAAGACUUUGAUAGAGCAGGUGGUGGUCACAUUUUGCAAAAUUCAGAGGAAACCACUCAGCAGGCCAAGCAUCACUCUCUGCAAGAAUAUGAAUGUAUGUGUGAGUACUGUCUGCUUUACUGACAGAAAAAGCAUCAAUAGCCAGAUUUAUCAAGACAGCUGGGAUAGACCUAAGCUGGGAAGACAGAGAGAAAAGAUGCAGAGGAAGAAAUAAGAGGGAUAAAAUAAAGGGGUGUGUGGAAAAGAAAGCCCCUGUUGGUCUGGCGUGUGUCUUGGAACAUUCUCCUGAUAUGUGGAAACAGACUAGAGCUGUGGCUUGCAAGCUGAUGGGAACACAAGACGGCAGGUGAUUUCUGCUCUACUUGCCAAGAUUAAUCAGAACAAUGAGCUGCUGAUGGCGAGGUACAUUUUGGCCUCAUGUAGCCCUUAAUCCAGCGAGAACAGGCCAGUGGGUAUGUCUUUGUGCUCUGUCAUAUCUGCAUGUCUGUGGCAGGAACAAGUCACCCAAUGCAAGGCAAACUGCUCAUACAGAAAGCACACUGCAGCACUAGGCCAUGCAGACUAUACUACACGUUUUGUAUAUGCACAUGUAUGCCUUGAAGCAAUAUACAAAAGCACGCUGUCAAUAGAUUAAUGUCCUAAUGCUGUUAUGCUCAUUCUCACAUUUUCAUUAGAUGGUAAUAUCUUGUUCGUGUUACAUCUGUCCACAGAGCACCAAUAGCAGUAAGGCAAUGUCAGAUAACACAGGAGACAGAGGGACUCUAGAUAAGAGAGGAAUUCCUCAACAUUCUACACGCCGCCAACCACUAGUAAUGAUUUUCAUGUGCAAACUUUGAACUGAAAUUUUUCUUUUUGUACCUUCACUUUAGGAACUUCAUCAUUUAUACACUGUACACAUCGAACAUCAUAUUUGUUAGAAAUAUUGUUUUACAUUAGUUUUCACAGCUAUUCAGAUAUUACAGUUUUAUUCUGUCAAGGAUCAGGCAUUGUGUUUUGAGUAGUAUGAGAUUUUCAAUAGUGAAAUUGCAAGUGGAGUAAAGUAUUACUACCAAUCUAAGUGGGACUGUAUGCGCAUUCCUGCAAAGAGGAAUCAUCCUCCUAAUUAUCAAGACAGUUACCCUUUCAAUUCAUACAACUGUCAAGCAGUAACCUGAGCUGCCCUCAUAGUUAACAUAGUAUAUGGUCCAUAAAAUUUCUCCUAAACUUAUAUUAAGGAUUGGCUGGAGAAGUUAACUCUCUUAUAACAAAAAAAAGGAGGCUAACCCUCUUGUAGAGGCGAGUCAGUACAGAUCUGACUCAGAGGUUGCUUAAGUGUGUAGGACAUGAAGUUGUUUUGUAUUAGUUAUAUUUUUUAAAAUAUGCUCUCAUAAAACUAACAACAUUUUUGCCAGCAUAUUGUUAAUAUAGUCUCAUACUUUAUUAGGUUUUGCAACUAAAUUUGCAGUUUAACUGCCAACAUGUAAGACAAUUGUCCAAGAUGACAUAUGAAAAAAAUACUACUUUAGUCGUGACAGUCCAACUGCAUGAAUACAUGCAUAGGUUUGUGUUUGAGACACAACUUCAUAUGGAAUUCAGCCUGAGGAAAUUACAUUUGUUGCAGUAAAGGCCAUUGCCGUGGCAGCAGUGAUAGAGGCACAUACAUUUUUAUGUGUUACCAUGGCAAAUAUUAUUCUAGAAUAGUCAUUUACAUCAGAAACAAAGUGACAAUAGUUAAACGUGAUUAUUUUUCUGCUUGUGAAAUGCUGAAGAUAAGUGUCAAGAGGGGGAUGAUAUGAUUAUAUGUUAGUAACAGGAAAGGGUGGGGAGAUUUUAAUAAUUUCUAAAAAGGAACAUAAUCCACUCCCCUCUUGCUCUCUCCCUCCCUGCCACCUCCUUCCUCUUCUCUCCCUCUGAGUCCCAGCCCCUGAAGGUGUCAUAACUGUGCUCUUUCUCUCUCUCUCUUUCUCUUUCUCCCCCUCACUCACUUACUCUCUCUCUGUCUCUCUGUGUCUUUCUCUCUCUCUCUCUCUCUCUCUCUCACUCACUCACUCACUCACUCACUCUCUAUCACCGCCUUUCAGAUCUUUAAAAGCUGGUGCUUUGCUGUGUCUCUCUCGAUCUCCAUUUGUCUCCUCUGGCACUGCAGGGGACUCAACCGGCAAAGCACCAAGGAGAGCUACUGUGUAGAAACGGGAAGAAGACUGAGGAAAGGGGAGAGAAAGGGAGGGAGAGUGAAAGAGAAAUAUACAUCCAGAAAUAGCAUCAGCCACAUUUAACUGACAGAGAGUGACAGUGUGGAGAACCUGAGACCUGGACAGAAAAUGCCUAUCCUUUCUAACUUAACAACCGUUGUUUUGCUGCUGAUUGCUCAUUGCGGAUCAUGGACCGGGGCAAACCGUUUGGGCCCCUUCAAGGUCUGUCCCUCUUGCAGGGAUCCACUGGGAGCAGGUCGGCCCCCCAGGGACCAUAAUGUUGCCGGCAGCACGUCAGUGUUGGCCCAGGGAGAGCCCUGUGGUGUGUACACCCUGAGCUGUGCCAAAGGGCUCCGCUGUGUUCCUCCACCAAGGGAGCACAGCCCCCUCCAGGCUCUGUUACAGGGAAGGGGCAUUUGCGCUAAGCACAGCAGGACUAGUCCUACUGAGAGGCCCCACCCCACAGGUCCUCAUCCCUCACACAGUGGUGACAUAGAAAAAGCACCAUGCCGCAAGCUGCUCAAUAGUGUCCUGAGAGGUCUUGAGCUGACAAUCUUCCAGUCUGACCGUGACAUCUAUAUACCCAACUGUGACACUCGUGGAUUCUACAGGAAAAAGCAGUGUCGUUCCUCCAAGGGCAUGCAGCGUGGCCAUUGCUGGUGUGUGGAUGAGCUCGGCACGCCUGUGCCAUCACGUGCCAGUGAAGAUGGUACUUUACCAUGCGAUGGGGAGUGAGGGAUGAGCCUGUUCUAUUGCUUUGAGCCUGGAGGAAGAGGAGAAGGAGGAGGAGAGGAGGUGGUGGAGGAGCAGGAGCACAGGGAGAGGGGUGGCUUUAGCAUGUGCUAGGCACUGCCUGGACAGGAGGUAGCAGGGAUAAACCACUUCCUAUGGAAAAUACACACCAGUUAAUGUUCAUGUCCUCUCAGAAGCAAGACACACACACUUACACAGUCCAGCAGCAACAACAAUAACAUCUGCCUGAAUGUUCAACAGUUGCAGCAACGUCCUCUGCGUUGUCCAGUGACAUGCUGCAUGCUCACAUUAAUGCUCUGUGAACUGCCUCAGUGAUCCAAGCGGUAUUAACUCCGAAUGAUCUCUAUAUUCCCUGGCUCUUGUCCUGGCUUUCUGGUAGAUUUUUAUUUUCCUUAUUACUUUAGGAUAGCUGACACUGCCUGUGUUUGUUCUGAUCUCAGUGGGCUGAAAUACUGUUAUGCAGGUGACGUGACACAGAUGUUUGAAAAAUGUGUCUCCCUCACCGGUCCUCUCUCCCUCUCUCCAAAGAUACACUGAUAUCAAUACAACUAAUUGACAGAAUAUUUCUUUUCUAUUAAUUUAUUUUUGAGUAUGUAUUUCCAUCAAGUAUUGCUUGAAUCUCUCGGUAUCUUAUAUAUGUCAAGUCAGAAAAAAUAGUCAUACAAAUACAAUCCUGGAUGCCUCUGUUCAUUUUAUUUGUCAAAAUUGCGUUCUGACUGCUUAUUAGUUGAUUGUUUGUACAUAUAUUGGAAUUUUGUGGUUGACUGUGUGUUAUAAAGUGGCUGACAAAAAGCUUACGGCUGUUACCCUUUUCAAAAAGUUGUAAGGCAUAUUUUUAUACACGUCAAUAUAAUAUUUUAUAUAUGAAUUGUUGGUUUAUUUAAUGAACUACAGUACAAUGCCAUGUAUUUUUAUAUUGUCAGCAGUUUCUUAUUUAAAGACAGAGAUUAUUUUAUUUCAUGUUAAGGGAAGUGAUGUGCUUUAGAGGCACCUUUAUGGCAAAACUCAUCACAUUCAUCAGAGCUAUUCAACUGCUGUACAUCUUAUGGUUAUAUCUCAUGUUCUUAUCUUAUUUAUGCUUUGUUUAGUUGAAAAUGAGAAUGUCCAUGUUACUAUUAUGUUUUACUUUGGCACUUCAUCAUAUAAAUUCUAAUUUCAAUAGAGGUAAAAAUGAUUAAAUUUGUUAUUGUUAGAGUAUGUCUUUCCCAAGUCCUUGCAAAAGUCAUUAAAUUGUGUGCUAUUAAAGUGUGAUUAGAAUUUAUCUAUUUCUAACCAAUCUUGUUGUGCCAAUGUGUGUGCUGUGAUGAUAGUUCCAUGCACAAAGGACUUAAAUAAAACAUAAUGAUAAUAAAUAUGGAGAAGAAUAAAACAUAUAUUAAUAUAA